GGCCUGCAGGAAGGAGGCAGGGACCGAGGCGCGCCGCGUCCGCACACAGAGCCGCAGCCGCUGCGAGGGCUCAACCGGCUCAACCCCGUGCACCGCGAGGACCGCGAGAGGCACGGCACCGCCAGCAGACCAGGCCCUGCAGGACACUCGAGGACACGACGCCCCGCGCCGAGGACGCUGCACGUGAGGGUGCACGUGUGUGCGCACGACCCACGUGGAGAUAUCGACCGGCGUCCGAGCACGCCAGAGCAGGACCUUCCUCCCAGUCAUUCCCGGACCUCUAGAGAGCAGCCGUGACCUGACCGCAGAUCACCAUGGCGAGCAACGGCGCUGAGCUGCCCGCCACCGAGCUGCAGACCUUCGUGCCCCAGGACGGCUCCGAGAAGAAGAGCAGCAGCUUCAACCAUGGAAAGUACCAGGUGACCAACGGCAACCUGGACGCGGAGGCGGCCGAGCUCCUCAACGGCAAGGACUAUGACCCCUUCAAGGCGAGGAACGUGGAGCACCCUACGACGAACUGCGACACGUUGACACAUCUUCUGAAGGCAUCUCUUGGAAGUGGUAUUCUGUCCAUGCCCCUUGCAUUCAAGUAUUCUGGUUUGGCACUGGGAAUCGUAUAUACCGUCAUUGUAGCUAUUAUCUGCACUCACUGUGCAUACAUCCUUGUCAAAUGUGCUCAUGCUCUUUACCACAAAACGAGAACCUCAGCGAUGAGCUUUGCUGAUAUUGGAGAAAUUUCUUGCCGGGAAGGACCUGAAUGGGUUCGUAAAUAUGGAAAAGCUGUCAGGGCAACAAUUCUUAUUAGUUUAUUUGCAACAUACUUUGGAACUUGCAGUGUUUACACUGUUAUCAUUGCUGGAAAUUUCAAAGCUGUUGUUGAUUCAUACGCCACACCUGUUGAAUUGCGAGUCUACAUUGCUGCCCUCCUAAUACCCCUUGUCCUCUUGGGAUUCGUCCCGAAUCUGAAAUACCUGGCACCUGUUUCAAUGGUUGCAAAUGGUUUUAUGGGAGUAGGUCUUGGCAUCACUCUGUAUUACCUUUCCAUCAACUUGAAACCCAUGGACCAGCUGGUACUAGCUGGUACACCAGUGGAUAUUCCACCAUUUUUGUGCAUUGUGAUUUUUGCUAUGGAGGCAAUUGGAGUGGUAAUGCCACUGGAAAACAACAUGAAAACGCCCAAAAAUUUCCUUGGCCUGGGAGGUGUAUUGAAUCAAGGAAUGGCUGGUGUAACUAUGAUUUACAUAUUGCUGGGUUUCCUUGGUUACAUGGCCUUUGGAGAAGAAACCGCUGAUGUUAUUACUCUCAAUUUGCCGAAUGAAAUUCCCGCUCAAGUUGUGAAAGUUCUGAUUGGCCUGGCUGUGUUUUGCACUUAUGGCCUGCAGUGGUUUGUGUGCCUGGAAAUUGUUUGGGAUGGGCUGAAAGAGCGCUACCAAAAGAAGGCAGUUUUGGCUGAAUAUAUUGUUCGAGUAAUCCUUGUGGUCACCUCAGUUGUCCUGGCUAUUGCUGUACCCACGAUUGGUCCAUUCAUCGGUCUCAUUGGUGCACUCUGCUUCUCCAUUCUUGGUAUCAUUCUUCCGUGCUUCAUUGAAUGCAUUACUUUCUGGGAGACUGGAUUGGGACCUGGAAAAUGGCGUCUUUGGAAGAAUAUCAUCGUUAGUAUCUUUGGUGUUUUUGUGUUAAUUAUGGGCACCAAGGACAGCGUACAGGGUAUUUUGAAGGUGUAUGCACCCGCUGCUGCCAAUAAUGGCACAAUGGAUGCCUUGGGUGUCAAUGCUACAACUUUUGCACCCACCACGAUAACAUCAUGAGCGACCUAAAUCGCAGCAGUGCUGCAUAAUUAGGAAUUCUCUUUUCUCUUGUGUCAAUUGUAUCAAUUGACUGACUUAAGAGAUUUCUCUUGAGAUCUCUCUCAAAAUGUUGUAUGAUUCAGAUCCUAGAUUAUGUUUUUUAUCAAUCUAUCUGAAGGGAAGAACUGUUUUAAAAAUGGCACCUCAUAAACUAUUAUACAUGGAUAUAUAUUUUUGUUGAUGUUUUUUUUUUUAAUUUGAAGAGCAGUAGUUCCUACAUUGGACCAACAGGCAUAAUUAUGAGGUUUAGAUUAUGUCAGUUGAUAUAUUCUGUAUGAAUGUUUAUGGGCUGUUCUAACUAGGUGCUCUCUACCACUCGUUUUAUGCUUGCAGAAUGAAUUUUAAAGAAAAGUACAUUCCUAGAGUAGGGGUUGAAAAAUUGUGAAACUUCAAGCAAAACAGCAUUGCUGACCUUUCGUGCAUGUAUUUUACUAUCAAACAUUUAUUCAGUACUUCCUAUGAUUAAAUUUAUCUCAUGAACGUAACCAAGAAAUAGUACUCCUCUAAAAAAUAGUUUAUAAUUAAUUAAAAUUUGUCCAACCAUGAUAAUAAGCAACUCUAAAUCUAUAAAGAAUCUAUUAACUAAACCCUGUGUACAACAAUACUUCUAGAGGACUUUUAAUAAGUUAUUUAGGUUAUUAGUUGACAUGAAAUAUUUUACAGCUGUGCAAAGUAUGUUAUGUAAGCACAACAGUUGUCAGGAUGAGCUUUAUAUCAAUCUGCAGCUGUUCUGCACGACAUUGUGCACUUGCGUAUAGCUAAUUAAUUAUUACUUCUGUAUCAUAUUGAAGUGGGCUGGCUCUGCUUAAAUAAUUGUUGAAUUCCUGGGAGUAAUCAUGUAAACAUGCAACAGUGGGAAGAUGUGAGAUGUUAGUCCAUUCCAACUUCCACAUUGAGACUCGUAUUAGUUUUUAAUUUUUAAACAUACCUUGUAAGAUUUACAUUAUUCAAUGAAUUUUCGAUCUUGCAGAGCAAGGUGUCCAUUUCAAUGCCAUGAGUCAUUUUUGUCUAAACUGUUGAUUUUCUUUAUAACACAAAUGAGACAAAAAUAAUGUUGUGAUAUUGCUACCACAACAGUUUGUUGAAAGGUAGCAGAGAGACCUAAGGCAUUCAAAAUUUGAAACACCUGGUAUGCUGUGAGCAAGUAUGCUUUACCACAAGGUGCUUCAUUUUUAUUUCUUACUAAGACAGUAUGUUUUGCCCAAUGAAUUUCUUAAAUUAGUAAUAAAUUAUGUGAUGAUGGUGAUAUGUUAAAUGGAAAUGAGAAUAGUUUGCUUCAAUAAUUGUGAAGUGUGACAGAUGUUAUGUACAAAGACUUGUGCUAGAUAGGGAAAUUACAAUCUGCCACAUGUAUUUUAAGAAUAUUUUACAUUUCAGCAACAAAAGAAGUAGUUGUGUAUGUAUGGUUUGACAUAAUAGCAUUUUGUGAAUAUACUACUCCUGUGCCCAUCAUACUGCAAACUCAUGUUUGGAAAGGCAAGAGGUAGUACCCUAGAGUACUGUUAAUUUUAUUCCAUAGUUAGUAUUUUGUGCAAGUUUGGAGAGUUGCAGUAUUUUGAGAUUAAUGAGCUACAUCUGCAAUUACUUUGUUAUGAUUUUUUUUCUAAUUUUAUUGGUAUUGAUUGCUGCGAUGCUGACACUACACGGACUGUAAAACUCAUCUGUAAUAUUUUUCAAGUGUAGCCUGUUCCUGAAAUUGUUUAUAUCGGUUACAUACAUGUUCAAUUAAAGAAAAACCCUGUAUGUGUCAAUUUCCUUAAAAUAUACCGUUAUUUUUAAAC
Messenger RNA from Thrips palmi, 3628 nucleotides. It is a transcript of the gene path, whose product is annotated as proton-coupled amino acid transporter-like protein pathetic. Gene Ontology annotation, cellular component: vacuolar membrane. Gene Ontology annotation, biological process: amino acid transmembrane transport. The coding region runs from base 315 to 1808 and encodes 497 amino acids. Gene Ontology annotation, molecular function: amino acid transmembrane transporter activity. Lineage: Eukaryota; Metazoa; Arthropoda; Insecta; Thysanoptera; Thripidae. The transcript has 11 exons. The record is from RefSeq and is a predicted model, not a curated record.